UGCUGGAGGGAGUUUUGGGAGAAGAGAUGGUUUUUAAAAAGUGAACUAUUCCAGAUAUCUAAGCACGUCAGAAGGAUCGUGUCCGAAGGAGGCCAGCUCCUGUCCGGGGGAAGGACUUGAUAGCCUAAGGGACUGCCCACGUCCGGGCAGAACCCACGUGCGAAGACCGAAGACCUUCCGCCCGCAUCCUUUUCUGGGAAGCGCAGUUUUGUGACUCGCACGCGGUGAUUCUUACAACGCGGCGGGCGGCGGGCGGCGGGCGGCGGGUCCCCCAGAGGCUCCCGUCUUCCCCUCUCUCUGCGUGCGGGCCCCGCCGCCCUACGCUGGCCGGGCCGUGUUCUCGCGGGGCGCGGAGGCCGCGCGCGGCCGCGGAGACUUCUGGGAAGUGUGGUUUUGCUGGAGGCGCCGGGCGCAGCACCGGUACUAGUGUUUGCGGCGCGGAGCGUUCUGAGAAAUGUCGCUUAGCUGUGGGCUCCGCUCGUGGUCCACUCCGUGCUAGUGUCGGGCCAGGCGAACUUCUCCGUCCUGGACGCUGGGAAGACGCGCGGUGCAGUUCCCGUGAGGGCGGCUACCAUUGUCCCCGCACAGCGACCCGGCGCGUCCGGUGUGUUACAGAGCUGCAAGAUAAGUCCGAUUUUUCUUGACUGCUUUUUCCUGUCCUUAAUUUGCCAUCUCAGGACAGUGCCCUCCAAUUACACAAGAGCCUGGAAAGACAACUGUGUUGAUUACUGGAAACUGCAAAGUCAUGUUCCAGAGAAGAUUUUCUGCUUGGCAGAUAAUGGUUUUUAAUUAUUUCUCCAACAUCUGACAAAGGUUACAUUUAGUGAUGUGGCCAUAGACUUCUCUCAUGAAGAGUGGGGAUGGUUAGAUUCUGUUCAGAGGGAUUUAUACAAGGAUGUGAUGGUCCAGAAUUAUGAGAACCUGAUCUCUCUAGCAGGUCUUUCGAUACCUAAGCCACAUGUGAUCACUUUAUUGGAGGAUGGGAAAGAACCUUGGAUGGUGGAGAAAAAGCUGAGAAAAGGUAUGUUUCCAGAUUGGAAAUUAAGAUGGGAAAACAAAGAAUUAUCAGCAAAGGAGAAUAUUUAUGAGGAUGACUCACCUGAAACGAGAAUUUCUGCUGAAGGGAAAUCACAUAAACAUGAUAUAUUUAAGAAGAGCUUACCAAAAAAGUCAUUUAUAAAAAAUGAGAAUAUCAAUGGUGGAAAGAAACUUUUGGAUUCUAAUGAAAGUGUGGCAGCCGUCAGCCAGAGCAAAUCUCUUACCCUUCACCAGACUUAUAAUAGAGAGAAAAUCUAUAAAUGCAGUGAAUGUGGGAAAGCCUUUGGCAAACAAUCGAUUCUUAAUCGCCACUGGAGAAUUCAUACAGGAGAGAAACCUUAUGAAUGUCAUGAAUGUGGGAAGACUUUUAGUCAUGGCUCAUCCCUUACUCGCCAUCAGAUAAGCCAUAGUGGUGAGAAACCUUACAAAUGUAUUGACUGUGGGAAGGCCUUUAGCCAUGUCUCAUCACUUACUAAUCAUCAAAGUACCCACACUGGAGAGAAACCAUAUGAAUGUAUGAACUGUGGAAAGUCUUUUAGUCGUGUUUCACAUCUCAUUGAACAUCUGAGAAUUCAUACUCAAGAAAAGCUUUAUGAGUGUCAAAUAUGUGAGAAGGCCUUCAUUCAUAGGUCAUCUCUCAUUCACCAUCAGAAAAUUCAUACUGGAGAGAAACCUUAUGAAUGUAGUGAAUGUGGAAAAGCCUUUUGCUGUAGCUCACACCUUACUCGACAUCAAAGAAUUCACACUAUAGAGAAACAAUUUGAAUGCAGCAAAUGUCUGAAAGUCUUCAGUAGCCUCUCAUUUCUUAUUCAGCAUAAGAGUAUUCAUACUGAAGAAAAGCCCUUUGAAUGUCAGAAAUGCAGGAAAUCCUUCAACCAGCCUGAAUCACUGAAUAUGCAUUUGAGAAAUCACAUUAGAUUGAAACCUUAUGAAUGCAAUAUAUGUGGGAAAGCCUUCAGUCAUAGGUCAUCCCUGCUUCAACAUCACAGAAUUCAUACUGGAGAGAAACCCUAUGAAUGUAUUAAAUGUGGGAAGACCUUCAGUUGUAGUUCAAACCUUACUGUACAUCAGAGAAUUCAUACUGGAGAAAAGCCAUAUAAAUGUAAUGAAUGUGGGAAAGCUUUUAGCAAAGGCUCAAAUCUUACUGCCCAUCAGAGGAUACACAAUGGAAAGAAACUCAGUAGUGCCCUAAGUGUGGAAAAACCUUUAGACUAUGUAAAUCACUAUAUGUGUGAAAAAUCAUAUAUGAGAGAAACUGUAUGAAUGCAGUGUUUUCAUAAUACAUUUCAACCAUUGAUCCUCCCUGAUUCAGCAUCAGAAAAUCAAUAUUGGAGAAAAGUCUUAUGAGAGUAAUGACUAUAGAAAGGUUUUUAGCAAUGGUACAAGCCAUAUUGUCCAGAGUUCACACUGAAGAGAGACCAUAUGAAAGCAAUAAAUGUGAGAAUGCCUUUAGCCAGUAUUAAUCCUUUGGUAAGUAAAUCCACACUGUAUUUACUGUUCUGUAUAUGUAACAACAAAUAUGUGGAAGACUUGGAAAUAUGAAUCUCUUAGGAAAUAUGUACAGACAUAUACAAGAGAGACAAACUAUGAAUAUAAAGUUGUGGCAAGUCUUUUAGUUAAAGUGUAUUCCUCAUUCUACAUCAAAGAACUCACACUGCAGAGAAAGCUUAUGUCAGAAAUGUAGCAAAGUAUUUACUAAGAGUUCUUAUUGGACGUGAAUGUCUGGAACAACCUGUGUACUAAUGCUAGAACAACCUGAAGGAUGUAGGACUUACGUGUAAAUCUUUGCAAUGAUGCCAUUUGUAAACAGUUACAGGAGAGCAAACAAGCAUAUUAUAAAUAAAUAUGCAUUUCUUAUAGCAGUCACUUGCAGUUUUACUUAAGUCCUACAUAGAAAUUAUCUAGUUAAUGGGCAUUGGAAGAUACUUAGUCACUCAGUGGACUGAGUAAAUGUUAUAAAAAUGAAAAUUAAGUUUGCAAAAGAAGUAAAAAGUGGUGUGAAUGAAAUUCUUGAUCUCUAAUAAAACCAGUUGUAUAUAAUAAACUCACAGUGACACUGAUAUAUCUUGUAAAACUUUCUAUUACUUGCCUCUUGAUGAAUUAAGAUCAGACUGACAAUAGCCUUUAGUGGGAAACUAGCAAACCUAAAGAAAAACUGGCCCAGCCAGUGUUGCUCAGUGAUUGAGUGUCAACCUGAGUCUUAGGAGGUCAUUGUCUGAUUCCCAGUCAGGGCAUAUACCUGGGUUUCAGGCUCAAUCCCCAAUAGGGAGCAUGCAGGAGGCAGCUGAUACGGGAUUAUCAUCAUUGAUAUUUCUAUCUCUUCCUCUUAUUUUCUGAAAUCAAUAAAAUAUAUAUGUUAAAAAAGAAAAACUACCUAAUCUCUGUGCUAAGAAUUUCAUUGUUGAUAAGGACAUUUCAUAGACCAUUACCACUGGACUAAUUCACACAUUUAAAUUUUUAACAAGUACUUGUGAGAACAUAAUCAAGAAACAACAUACUAUGAGGGAUCAGAGCAGGCUUCACUGUGGAUAUGGUUUUAAAAAAUUUUUAUUUUUAAAAUUAAUUUCAGAGAGAGGAAAUGAGAGGGAGAGAUAGAAAUAUCAAUAAUGAGAAUCAUUGGUCUGCUACCUCCUACACACCCUCUAAUCAGGUUUGAGCCCACAACCCAAGCAUGUGCCCUGACUAUGAAUUGAACCAGGAGGUCAUUUAUCAUUGCUCAGUCAGCCACACUGACUGGACUGGAUAUGAUUAAUUAGAAUCCUAAAGGAUGAGGACUAAGUAUGAAACUGCAAGCACACACAGUCUGGGGGGUCACUGUAGGCAAAGCAGACCAGCAACUUCUGUUAUAUUUGCUGCAGGUGUCUAGUUUCAGGUAUUAUGGUUUUGGGGUAUUCCUAUUGGCAGCAUCACUAAUAAUAGCAGCAGUCAUUUCUCCUUCCUUGAAUCAUAGUUUUAGAGGUUUAUCUUGAAAUUAAUAGUCCAGAGCUGUUUCUAUUACUUCUCCAGUCCACCUACCAAUUUUUAAGCAUCAAUUUUCUAUAAUAUAUGCCUUGAAAUAAGAGUUCUUGUUUUCUACAAUGAACCUUGAUAGAUAAUUAUGGUUUAUAAGGAGCAUGGCUUCAAAUAUUAUCUUAUAUAAGAAUUACAUAAGAGAUGGAAUAGUCUUACUUAUCCCCAUGGUUUCCUGUCUCCCAUGGUUUCCUAUCUUGCUACAAGAAAGGUAACAUAGAUCAAUGUUUGGGUUGUGUGGACACUUGGAAGUAAAGGGCAGUUUAUGUAAUUAUAUUUCAGAUUAUGUUCUCUAUGGCAUAUGAUAAUUGUAAGUAAUAAAUUAUUUUAAACCAGGACAGUAUAUCCUGAUAUAAUAUUUCUGAUGUGGAGUGUGUGAUAGGGUUUCAGACUUUAGAUAAACUACUACUCUAGUACAUGUGAUACUUUAACUGAAAACCAAGAGGUGAAGGCACAUUCCUUUGCAAUUCUAAAGAGAUAGUGGGUUUGGAAUGAGAUGGAGAAUUUUUAAUAUGAAGCAGAGAUUUAUCUUUUCUUUGAUUAUUUGUGAGGUUUUGAAAUUCUAGGGAAUGUUGAAGGAUCUUUGAGGGAUAAUUAAGGAAGCAUGGCAUUCUCUAUCCUCUCUCUGCUCUCUCAAGUACUGGUACUGCACAAAUGAAGUAGUUCUUGAAUUCCCCAGGUUUCUUUGCCUUCACUACACAUACUUUUAUGUCAUCUUGUUAUUUCAUGAGAGAAUUCAUCCAACUAUUCAUAUUCGUUUUAAAAGAAGCACACAACAGACUGGUGUAUUUCAAGAAAGAAAUGGGGUGGGAAGAGAUUAACCAAUGAACUUAUAUAUAUGCAUAGCCCAGUGACAGACAAUAGUGCGGGAAAAGCCUGGGGAGGAGCCAGGAGCUGGGAGGAGG
This is a messenger RNA of Pipistrellus kuhlii (Kuhl's pipistrelle), 4952 nucleotides long. RefSeq names its product zinc finger protein 181 (gene ZNF181). Lineage: Eukaryota; Metazoa; Chordata; Mammalia; Chiroptera; Vespertilionidae. The record is from RefSeq and is a predicted model, not a curated record. Gene Ontology annotation, biological process: negative regulation of transcription by RNA polymerase II. Gene Ontology annotation, molecular function: DNA-binding transcription repressor activity, RNA polymerase II-specific. The coding region runs from base 901 to 2301 and encodes 466 amino acids. The transcript has 7 exons.